Messenger RNA from Dioscorea cayenensis subsp. rotundata (Guinea yam), 2676 nucleotides. RefSeq names its product protein ACTIVITY OF BC1 COMPLEX KINASE 8, chloroplastic. The coding region runs from base 35 to 2308 and encodes 757 amino acids. The transcript has 20 exons. The record is from RefSeq and is a predicted model, not a curated record. Lineage: Eukaryota; Viridiplantae; Streptophyta; Magnoliopsida; Dioscoreales; Dioscoreaceae. Gene Ontology annotation, biological process: regulation of response to reactive oxygen species.
UCGAAAGAACCAGAGCUCCAAGAAAACCCCAGCAAUGGCGGCCUCGCUCGUCGCUGCUCCCCUCUUCACCCAUGAUCUCCUGUGUUUCCAUCCCUUGGUUCGUCGGAUUCCUCUCCUCCACCACCGCCUGCGGCACCGAUCGCUUCGUGGAAUCGCAGCUCGAUCGGUGCGGGAAGAUCGGGUUGCGGUCGCGGAGGUGGUUAAUGGAGAGGAGUCGGUGAGGGUUGCGAAGGAUGAGUAUGAUUGGAAUGGGAAUGGGAACGGGAACGGGAGCUGGAGGAGUUUGGAGUAUGGAGUGGAGAGGGGGAGUGAGAAUGGGGCUUUGGAAUUGGAGGUGUAUGUGAAUGGGAAUGGAGGCGCAACGAAUGGGAGUUUGGUGAAGUAUGAGGGUGAGAAGGGGGAAGUUGGGGUGGAUAAGGAAGAGAAGAAGAGGAAGAGGAGAGUGGAGGAGAUUGGACAGGAAGAUGCGUGGUUUAAGAAGAGCGGCGGGGAGACGCCUCAGGUUUCAGUUGCUCCUGGAGGCCGUUGGAAUCGAUUUAAGACAUAUUCAACUAUUCAAAGAACUCUAGAAAUAUGGGGAUUUGUUUUUACUUUUAUAUUUAAAGCCUGGUUGAACAACCAGAAGUUUUCUUAUCGAGGAGGAAUGACUGAGGAGAAGAAAAUUUUGAGGCGGAAGGAACUUGCUAAAUGGUUGAAGGAAAGUAUUUUGAGAUUGGGCCCUACUUUCAUCAAAAUAGGACAGCAAUUCUCUACAAGAGUGGAUAUUCUUGCACAGGAAUAUGUUGACCAGCUAUCUGAGCUUCAGGAUCAAGUUCCCCCAUUCCCCUCUGAAACUGCCAUAUCAAUUGUUGAAGAAGAACUUGGAGCUCCUGUGGAUGAUAUUUUUGACCGAUUUGAUUAUGAACCUAUAGCUGCUGCUAGUUUGGGCCAGGUCCAUCGUGCAAGCUUGAAGGGCCAGGAAGCUGUGGUUAAAGUGCAGAGACCUGGUCUUAAGGAACUUUUUGACAUCGAUUUGAAGAACCUGAGGGUCAUAGCUGAGUACCUCCAGAAAGUGGAUCCUAAAUCAGAUGGUGCCAAGAGAGAUUGGGUUGCAAUUUAUGAUGAGUGCGCAAGUGUUCUAUAUCAGGAGAUAGACUACACCAAAGAAGCAGCUAAUGCAGAACUUUUUGCACAAAACUUUAAAGAUAUGGAUUAUGUAAAGGUCCCAAAUGUCUACUGGGAAUAUACAACUCCUCAGGUGCUGACAAUGGAAUAUGUUCCAGGGAUAAAAAUAAACAGGAUAAAACAGUUAGACCAGUUGGGUGUCGAUCGCCAGAGAUUAAGUCGAUAUGCUGUAGAGUCCUACCUGGAGCAAAUUUUAUCUCAUGGUUUUUUCCAUGCUGAUCCGCAUCCUGGAAAUAUAGCUGUAGAUGAUGUCAAUGGUGGGAGAUUGAUAUUCUAUGACUUUGGAAUGAUGGGAAGUAUCAGUCCCAAUAUCAGGGAAGGAUUACUAGAAACGUUCUAUGGUGUUUACGAGAAAAAUCCAGACAGGGUUCUUCAAGCAAUGAUCCAGAUGGGUGUCCUUGUUCCUACUGGCGAUAUGACUGCUGUUCGAAGGACAGCUCUGUUCUUUCUGAAUAGCUUUGAAGAGCGUUUGGCAGCACAAAGAAGAGAGAGAGAGGCAGCAAUUGCUGAACUUGGUUUUAAAAAGCAAUUGACUAAAGAAGAGAGGUUUGAAAAGAAAAAGCAAAGACUAGCUGCGAUAGGGGAGGAUCUUUUAGCCAUUGCUGCUGAUCAGCCCUUCCGUUUUCCAGCCACAUUCACGUUUGUAGUUAGGGCAUUUUCAGUUUUGGAUGGGAUUGGGAAAGGACUUGACCCAAGAUUUGACAUCACUGAGAUUGCCAAACCAUAUGCCUUGGAGUUACUUAGGUUUCGAGAAGCUGGCAUUGAAGUAUUCAUGAAGGAUCUUAGAAAAAGAUGGCAACGUCAAGCUAGUGCAUUCAACAAUCUCUUCAGACAGGCUGAUAGAGUUGAAAAGCUGGCAGAAGUAAUUCAGCGAUUGGAACAAGGUGAUCUCAAGCUACGCGUGCGAACUUUGGAGUCUGAGAGGGCAUUCAAAAGAGUUGCAAGCAUGCAAAGAACAAUUGGAAAUGCGGUUAUCGCUGGAAGUUUAGUAAAUCUUGCAACACUUUUGUAUCUGAAUUCCAUUCGAGUCCCUGCUAUGACUGCAUACAUAUUGUCUGCUGUCUUUGGGGUUCAGGUUCUCUUUGGGUUUCUCAAAGUGAAGAAAUUAGAUCAGCAAGAGAGAUUGAUAACCGGCACUGCUUGAGCUACCUUGUGCCUGGAGACACAAAUCCACGUUACUUUUUGUUGAAAUAUUCUUUUUUCCUUUUUAAGUUUUGGCCUUGUUCUAAUUAGUUGACCUGGAGAAGAGUUGUCAGGUCAUUUUCCUCUUUUUUUUUUUCAAUUGUUGUUUACUUUUGCCUGUAAUUUGUACUAUAGCAAUAGCAAAGGGAGCAAAGGGGGGCAAGGGGGAGGAUUGUAAAUAACAUACAAGUCUUAAGUACUGUGUCAUGGGAGGGUAGUUCCAAUAUAGAGCGUCAGUGUACAUCUAUCAUUUUCCAUGUUGGAUGAAUAUGUUCAAACCAAUAACAUGGGUAGAUAUCAACAGGGACGAUUUCUGAAAUUGUCAGCAAA